This is a messenger RNA of Scaptodrosophila lebanonensis, 1035 nucleotides long. RefSeq names its product shematrin-like protein 2. The transcript has 4 exons. The record is from RefSeq and is a predicted model, not a curated record. Bases 1 to 1035 code for a protein of 344 amino acids. Lineage: Eukaryota; Metazoa; Arthropoda; Insecta; Diptera; Drosophilidae.
AUGGUCUUACGCACACUUGGAGUAUCCUUAAUUUUGUCGCUUCUAGCCGCCUACACCUGCGGUGCACCACAAUGGGGCGGCUAUGCACCCUAUGGAGGCUAUGGCGGCUAUGGGGCUGGUUCGGGGGGAUUUGCAGCAUCUAGUGCGGCAGCCAGCAGCAGCAGCAAUAGCUUUGGCAGCUAUCAGGGCUUUGGCAGACCUGGUUUUGGAUGGGCCAGCGCUUUUGGCGGCUAUGGAGGAUAUCAACAGCAAUAUAAUCAGUACAGCCAGUACGGAAAUUAUGGCAGCUAUGGAGGGGGCUAUCAAAAUCCGUAUGGCUUUGGCUAUGGUUUUGCCGGCAAAAUUAAAUUGCUGGCCUUCAAGGGUCCCCAUGCCGGCUUUGUGGGUCUAAAGGUGCGCACACCGAAGCUAUUGGGUCUGAAACAUGCACUCAGCGGCGGCGGAGGCGGACUUGGCGUCCAUGGCGGUGUGGGAUUGCAUGCGGGAAUCGGUGGCGGCAUAGGCGGCGGCUACGGUGGUGGCUUUGGCGGUGGCUACGGCGGCAGCCACGGCUACGAACAUCACGAAUACCACCAUGAGAGCCAUUACAGCGGCGGCGGCAGCAGUUUUGGUGGAGGCGGCGGUCUUUGGGGCAAUUGGGCCCAGUAUGAGUAUCCGCAACAGGCGGGCAGCGGCCUGCAAGGCCCCGCUCCUGGCACCGCUCCUGGCGCUGGUGAGAGUGGCGCCACUGUGGACAAUCGCAUAAUUGGACUGAAUGCAAUCAGCGGCUUGUUUGGUGGCAACAGUGGUGGUGGCCGUCCCGGCGGCUUGUUCGGCAAUCUGUUGGGAGGCCUCUUUGGCGGCGGCGGCAACAACGCGUAUCAAGGACCACCACAAUAUGUGCCCGUGCCGGUGCCUUCCUAUGGCGGCGGUGGCUAUCCUGGCGGCUUUGGCGGCUAUGGUGGUGGCUAUCCCGGUAUUGGAGGUGGCUAUGGCGGUGGCUAUCCUGGCGUCGGAGGCGGCUAUGGCGGUGGUUAUGGCGGCUACCUCGGUUAA